Raphanus sativus (radish) is the source of this 916-nucleotide messenger RNA. RefSeq lists its product as uncharacterized. The record is from RefSeq and is a predicted model, not a curated record. The coding region runs from base 121 to 771 and encodes 216 amino acids. The transcript is spliced from 9 exons. NCBI's taxonomy places the organism in Eukaryota, Viridiplantae, Streptophyta, Magnoliopsida, Brassicales, Brassicaceae.
GGUAAAUACUUUUCUAGAUAUUUUUUUUUUUUAAUUCUUGAUUGGAUAGUUAGCCUGCUUUGUUAUCAGCUGUAAGAGGCCUACAGUAUCAAAGAUACACCGGCGAUAUUUGGUGACGGGAUGAAUGUCCACCGUUUAGCUCCUUCUCUACUUGCGCUUUCUCUACCUACUACUCCACAACAUGCCUCUUUAAGCUUCUCCUCUCUCGGCCUCGGCGUCGCCCCCAAUGUUCUUAACCGCAAUAAAUCCGUAGUCCUCCACCGUCUGGUUACCUCCUUUAGUCAAAGUGCUUCCCAUAAACCUGAAGAUGCUGACCCUUAUGUUGAUGAAGAAGAAGGAGGAGAAACAACGUUGGAUAAGAAUGCGACACGCUGGCAAAACCCGUUCGUUUCGGAAGAGCUUGUAAAGAAAUUGAAGAGAUAUGGAUUGUCUGGAAUAUUGUCUUACGGUUUACUUAACACAGUCUAUUACACCGCAGCUUUCCUCUUGGUGUGGUUUUAUGUCGCCCCAGCACCGGGAAAAAUGGGAUAUCUUGCUGCAGCUCAGAGAUUUCUUAAAGUGAUGGCCAUGGUAUGGGCUGGAAGCCAAGUUACUAAGCUCGUCAGAAUAGGAGGGGCAGUGGCACUUGCACCUAUUGUUGAUAGAGGACUGUCUUGGUUUACAGUUAAAUACAAGUUUAAAAGUCAGGGGAAAGCUUUCGGCGCAAUGGUUGGGAUAUGUCUUGGUCUGGCUUUGAUGCUAUUUCUCGUUGUGACACUGCUCUGGGCCUAGCUCAGAGUAAUUGCUGCAUUUGCAAGAGUUUUUGCUUUUUACAACAAUUUUGUUUUUGGUUAUUUACAUUAUGCACUUGACACGUAUUGUGGAUAUGAUUUGCAAUGAAAUUAUGGAUUACUCUACAAAGAAGAGGCUUUUUAUA